CUCCUCUUUCCAAUCGAAGACUCAGGACGCAGAUCGCAAGAACUUCAACAGGCUGACACAAGAUCGCAGUUCUGGAAAUGCGGUGCUGAAAGAUACACAGGACACAAUCCAGCUCAGCGGAGACGCAGGUGAUCGAUAUCCAGCAGCACAACAGUGAGUCUUCACUGCCAGGCACAUAGGAGAUUGAGCCAGCUGUCCCUUUCUCCUUUUUUUAAUUAAAGAAUCAGGACGUAAAUCAAGAUCACAAUCACAAUCCUUCCUGACAGACGGCACUGAAAGACACACAGGACCCAAUCGAGCUCGAAGGAGAAGCUGAAUAUUGUUGAACUCAUUCUUCUCUAUUGCCUAAAGGUAUCAGCUCCAACCACUGAUCUGGACAGGUGAUAAAGAUGCAAAUUCCAAUGGCAGUGAAACACUGGUUGCUGGCUGUUCUUGCACUGCUUGUCAUAGGUCUGGUGUGGUUGAGUUACAAUCAACGUAAGUUAAGACCAGUUCAUUUCCUGGUACCAGGUCCAAAACAUUCCCUUCCUUGUCCAAAUUAUCCCCUUGAGGAAACCAUUUAUCCAAUCAAGGAUACAAAUCACUUCAUUCUUUCUGCCUAUGAAGAUCACAGAGAAAAGAGACUGACUCGGGUUAUAGGGAUAGUUCACCGACACAACCUUGAGCCACUUUCCUGUAUUUUCUGCUGUGAAAAAAGCUCCAACUUUCAGACAAGGGCUCUGAUAGACAUCCAUACAGACCAUUUCGGAUUCCCUUUUGCAACUACAGACCUGCUGUGUGAAGAGAAUCCUGAGUGCAAUGCUUCACACGUCACUAUCGAAAGGGAAGAAAGGAAGAGAGGAGGGAGACUCUUUCUGCCCAUAAGGAACCGGGAGAAGACCGAGGGUGACUUCCCUUAUGAGUUCACAGUCUGUAUCUCCAACCUGUUUGGGGACUACAACAAUGCCCUGCAGUUCAUACAGACCAUGGAGGUGUACAAGAUCCUGGGAAUACAGAAGGUGACCAUCUACAACACCAGCUGUGGGCCACAGCUGGAUAAGGUUCUGCAUUACUACUCAGAGGAGGGACUCUUGGAGGUGGUGCCGUGGCCCAUAACACAAUUCCUCAAUCCAUCACGUGGCUGGAAUUUCGCAGAGCACAAGGGAGACCUGCACUACUAUGGGCAGCUGACUACACUCAACGACUGCAUCUACAGAAACAUGUACAAGUCCAAGUACCUGCUCCUCAAUGACAUGGACGAGAUCAUAAUGCCCUACAAGCAUGGCAGGCUGCAUGAGCUCAUGGGAAACCUCUCUGCUCAGAACCCCAAAGUGGGGGUUUUUGUGGUGGAGAACCACAUCUUCCCCAAGACCAUGUUCGAUGACAACAAGAGGUUUGACCUACCCCUCUGGAGAGAGGUGCCAGGGAUUAACAUACUGGAGCACAUCUACAGGGAACCAGACAGGAAGAAUGUUUUUAACCCCACCAAACUGAUCAUCAACCCCAGGCAGGUGGUGCAGACAUCUGUGCAUUCUGUUCUAAAAAGUUACGGGGAAACUUUCAGGAUCCCCCCAGAUGUGUGCAGAAUCAUACAUGUCCGUGUGCCACUUCAGGGUCACCUUACUAAAGAACAGCUGCUUGUGGACACCACGCUGUGGGAUUUUCAACAGGAGCUAGUGCCAAAGAUUAAUAAUGUCAUACACAAGUCAGGGGUGCUGACGUGAAAAUGCUCAACACAACAAGAGCAGGGAUCUUCACUACUGGUCCAGCACAUUGCCAGUCCAGUAUGCUUUAUAGGUCUCUCCAAAUAACUGUUUUUGCAAAAUAGGGAACACAUGUAAUUGAGUAAGAAAUUUGUACAAUAAGUUUUGUCCUUGAGAGCUGUAGAUUUUUGUUGACCAUCAUGCCCAGUUGAUAGUUUUAGAUUUGAUAGUAAUCAAUACUUAAAACAUUAAUAACAAGCCAAUUGUGAGAGAAGAUUUUUUUCCUGUUUCAUUUCUGGUCUUCUGCCUACAAUGUGCUAUUUAAUGGCUGCACAACCUACUGUAGCUCUUCUCUGAUUCAAAGUUUUAAACCCACACAACGAUUCACCGUCAAUCUCAUUCGCCCACUUAAAAACAACAUUGAAUAUCAAAACCAUAACUGAAACAAAUGUUGAAUGAAACUGUUAGACGCCUUUGUAAUUGACACAAAGGGCUGAAAAAUGUUAAAUCUGUUAAAUUCAGUCGUAAUCAAUCCUUGGUUCUCUGAAAAGGAAAGCAGGCAUCACUGAUGACUUACAGGCACCUAUCACUUAAUGCCAGUGGAGACCAAAUCGCAUUAUCCUCAGCGGUGAGGGCAACAGUUAUCAUUGUUAUCUUCAAUUCUCAUGAGGCACAGCAGGAGGCUUGCUAUGUAGCGUCCGAUGACCUGGUGUGUGCUGGGGUAUCCCAGUCUCCUGAUGAAGAACCACAAGGAGCAGUGGGCCAAUUCCAUCUCCAAUCUUCCAAAGUGCCUUAAAUUCUGCUGGACUACGGACGGGUGUAAGCACAAUCCUCUAACACCUGGACAGUAUGUCGGCCAUCGACUUACUCACUCUAGGCGAGUACGUACCCAAACAGCAUGCUUUUUUCGCUGCACAGAGUAGAAGUUAUAACGUGCCACUCCUUCACGUGAAUUGAGUGUACUCUCACUGCUGAAGUGGUGUUUCUGAUGAUCACACAACAGAGUUUAUUAAUGUUCUCUGUCGGGGUUUGGAAGUGUGGGAGAAGUCCGGAAGGAUUCAAGGGAGACAAGCUUGUUGCCAAGAGAAGCAGGUGGACAGAGGCACAAAGAGGGUACACAAGGGCUUAAAAAAGAAAGGUAAAGGUUUAUUUGGUGCUCAGAUCUCUUGGUUAAUCUCUCUGUAAUUAUUUGUCUCUUAUCAAGAAAUGGCAAUAAAUUGAUUAAUCUAGUUCC
Messenger RNA from Lepisosteus oculatus (spotted gar), 2916 nucleotides. RefSeq lists its product as uncharacterized. The record is from RefSeq and is a predicted model, not a curated record. Lineage: Eukaryota; Metazoa; Chordata; Actinopteri; Semionotiformes; Lepisosteidae. Gene Ontology annotation, molecular function: glycosyltransferase activity. Gene Ontology annotation, cellular component: cytoplasm.